Molecule: messenger RNA, 877 nt
Organism: Durusdinium trenchii
Lineage: Eukaryota; Dinophyceae; Suessiales; Symbiodiniaceae
Source: the annotation of a GenBank genome assembly
UCAGACAGCUUGGCUUCGGGUCACGGGUCUUUGGGCAAAGUUACCCGGCAUGAAGAACGUGCCAAGAAUUGCAAAUUGGCGUGACUUGAUUUAUUUCUCUUUCUGGAAGCAUAGGCCUACACGGCCAUAGGCACAGAGGCCUUUCUCCUUUUUUGUGUCCUAGUGCUUUGCAGUCCGAACUUUGAAUGUGAGCUCGAGUUCAUAAGAACAGCCUCAGUUGCAGCUGUUUUGGUGCCACGUGGCGUCUUUCAGAGUCCCAUUCGAUCGAGCAUGGUCUUCCUCCCCGAGGAUGCGGAUGUGAGGCUGACAAACCUCCGCUUAGACGAUCCGGAGCUUCGACGAGAAGCAGUGCGAUCGUUGCAACAGGAGCGACGCUUUCUGGCGCGCUACCGGAAAAGUGGAGACCUUUCGCUGGUCCGGAAAUGGGCACGGAGCUCAGCAAAGCUGGGUGCGUCAUGGCAGACGGAGGAGCAGCCACAGAUCCAGGAGAAGCAAGGUCUCGGACAUGAGCUGCGGGCUGCCUUUCUGGAUUUGCGCCUUGAGGCAAAGCGUGCACUUGAGGCCAAGGAGAAGCGGAAGGAGGAGCACAAGGAUCGCAUUGGCCGUGUCAAACGACACCAAGAUGUGGCCAUUCUUUCCUCAGAUGAGGAGGCAGACUUGCUGUUGCAAACGCCUCCCCCGCGACCAGCCAGAGAGGUCUUCAGUGAAGAGAAGACCAUUGCAAUUGCAUGUGAGGCCGUGAGUGACGCGCCUGCGCACAUUCGGUUUGCUGCGAAGGCAGGUCUUGACAACAUCCGCAUCAUUGACUGAGAGAGGCCAACAAGGACCACGAUUUGGUCACGGUCCCAUCCAGGGAGCAUCAGGGAGCUGUUGACUC